UUGCCAGCUCCUUUCAAGUCUGUAAUGUUGAAAUACCAGGACUUGAUCGAGCUUGGUACCUUGUUAUACCAUAGCAGCACCGUGGUUUUGGGGCUGCAAGUUUGGUCUCACUGGGCUAAAGAUCUGAUUUUCACAGCCAGUUUACAAAUGGCCAGCCUCCAUAGUGAGAGCUGGAGCUAUAGGGGGACUACUCUGCUGCAAAUUCCUUGACGGGCCAUAUAGGAUUUCUAGGACAUUUCCAUCCAAUAAACAGCACGAACAUGAAAAAUAUGUCCUCAACUUAGCAGUGUCCCUGUGCAUUCAAGGUGAAGUCACCACCUUAACAAAGUCCCUAGGGCUUCCCAGCACCUCCUGACCAGUAGUGUUUUCUGGAAUGUCAAAGUUCCCAAUUACAUAAAUACUCUUAAUGCAUUCUAGACGCGAUGGUCUUCUUGAAAGAAACUCAAAUUUAUUAUCAGUGGUCGCCUUGGAGCACCUGAAUUCACGCCUUAAAGGCAAGCAGGAUCCAGAAUGUUGGAAACACCAUUAAAUCUGUGGUCUCUUACAGCAAGUACGGCCCAAGAAUUUAGUAACCUAGGAAAGGCACUCAGAAGCCUCAAACCCCUAGGCAGAGGUCAAAUUCCCUAGGCCUAAUGAGUAUUCAUUGCCAGCGGCCAUGUCCACCUGACUCAGAGAUCCAGGCCAUCAGGCACUGAGGAAGACGCUCCCUGCGCGAGGUGCGCAGGCGCGGGCGGCCCAAGAGGGCCCCGACGCUCGAGGCUGCGCAGGCGCAGGAGCAGCUCCCGGCGAGUCCCGACGGCGGCUGCGGUGACUGAGAGGGGCCGGGGCGUGGAGCUGCGGUGGUGGCGGCGGGCGGCAACGGAGCAGCCAUGAGGGCCGGGCCCAGUCACCGACAUGUGAGCCACUGCCCCUUCUUGUGUUGAUGCUGAUCUGCCAUGCUAGCCUGUCUACCAGGGCCAGGUGACCUGUCCUUUCAGCUUCCUUCUCACACGCAGAUGAACACUGGACUUCAGAAAUGGGACACUACACAGAAAAUGAGAACUGCUCACUAUCCUACCCCAGCCGAAUUGGACGCGUAUGCUAAGAAGGUCGCAAACAACCCACUGACUAUAAAAAUCUUCCCCAACAGUGUGAAGGUUCCCCAGCGGAAACACGUUCGUCGUACUGUGAACGGCCUCGACACAUCAGCCCAGCGCUACAGCCCCUACCCGACUCAGGCUGCCACCAAGGCAGGCCUGCUUGCCAUUGUCAAAGUGCCAGCCAAAAGCAUACUCAAGGACUUUGACGGCACCCGAGCCCGAUUGCUCCCUGAGGCCAUCAUGAACCCCCCAGUGGCACCCUAUGCUACUGUGGCACCCAGCACUUUAGCUCAUCCCCAGGCCCAGGCUCUGGCCCGCCAGCAGGCCCUGCAGCAUGCACAGACCCUGGCCCAUGCCCCUCCCCAGACGCUGCAGCACCCUCAGGGUAUCCCACCACCCCAGGCACUGUCCCACCCUCAGAGCCUCCAACAGCCUCAGGGUCUGGGCCACCCUCAGCCCAUGGCCCAAACCCAGGGCUUGGUUCACCCUCAGGCCCUGGCUCACCAGGGUCUCCAGCACCCCCCCAACCCCUUGCUGCAUGGAGGCCGGAAGAUGCCAGACUCAGAUGCGCCCCCAAAUGUGACCGUGUCUACCUCAACUAUUCCCCUUUCGAUGGCGGCCACCCUGCAGCACAGCCAGCCCCCGGACCUGAGCAGCAUCGUGCACCAGAUCAACCAGUUUUGCCAGACGAGGGCAGGCAUCAGCACUACCUCAGUGUGUGAGGGCCAGAUCGCCAACCCCAGCCCCAUUAGUCGCAGUCUGCUCAUCAAUGCAAGCACUCGGGUGUCGACCCACAGCGUCCCCACACCAAUGCCUUCAUGUGUGGUCAAUCCCAUGGAGCACACGCAUGCGGCCACAGCUGCAUUGCCUACCACAGGCCCUGUCAACCUGCCCACAGGCAUCUCUCGAGCCCCCACUGGCUACACUAGCGACCUCAAGCCAGUCGCCUGGAACCAGCACCAGCUGGCCCACCUACAACAGAUGUGCAGCGAGGCUGGUGGGACACCAGCCCCUGGCCUAACAGGCAAGCAUGCAGCAGGACGCGAGUUGGCAGGGCCUGGCUUUGUGGGCAAGGCCCCUGCCUACCCGCAGGAACUCUGCCUGGCACAGUCCUUUCAUCUGAAGCCACCCCUGGAGAAGCCGACCCCAUCCCCACCAGUCAACGGCCUGGCUGCCCCACUGGCCUACCCCAAUGGUCACUAUUUCCAACCCCUGUGGAACAACAUUCUGCCCACUCCCAAUAGCGACAGCUCGGGGUCUCAGGACCUCGCCAUGCCAUUCCACAGUGGGCAGCCCACGGGUGCACCCCUCGACUGUGCAGCAGCAGCCUCUGGGGCCCACUACCGAGCAGGGACUGGGGGUGGGCCAGUGGCAAGCCAGAACAGCUUGAUGCAAACAGUGGAUUACCUAAGCGGGGAUUUCCAGCAGGCCUGCUUCCGAGAACAGAGCCUGGCCAUGCUGAGCAAGGCCCAGCGAGCCCCUGGCAGCCGAGCCCCUGAUCCCACAGAUGGUCGGAGUCUUCAUAUUCAGCACCCAGGGUAUAGAUAGGAAGCCCCGGUGUCCUCUACAAGCAACACACCAUACAUCACCCUCCUAGGUUUAGUCUUACUUUUAAAUAACUGGAUAGUUUCAAAGUUUCACUGCUCCAAUGUGAUCACUCCUAGAUGUCUGGGAAAGGGAAUUUGGUGGGAUAUAAUUGAGGACGGAAAAGGGGUCCUCUCAUCCUCCCCUCUGGCAACUUUCUGUUUUUAUGUUAGAACCUAACCACAAACCCUGAUUUUUCUCUCUGUUCCCUGCCUGUCCCCUCACCUUGACCAUUUUGACCAACCUCCUCCCAUCUUCCCGAACCUCUCUGUUUUCCUUAGGACUGAAGUGUAGGCUAAGGGAAAGGCCCUAGGUGACAUAGCCGUAGGUACCCGGGCCCCUGAGCUAGGCCUCUCCCUGUCUCUUUGGGACUAAGAAGCCAGACUUUCCAAGUGCUCUGGAAGCGAAUUCUUUAUUUGCCCAACGAUCUUAAAAUCAAAAUUGACCCAUUAUUUACUUCCUCCCUGCUCCUUUCCAUUCCUCAAGGCUUUGUUUUGUAUCCACAUUGAUCCCGGAGCCUCUACGCUGUUCCUCACCACGCUGGACCACAAGGGCAUCCUGCAGGUAUUUGGCCAUAGCCUUGAGACAUGGGGGGAAAGUCUAUCUUUAUAUUGACGUCUUGGUCCCUGACUCCCCUUUCCAGAUGUGGGCAAGAAGUGCAUGCCCAACUUGCUCUUGCCUUUGUCCUAACUUACCUGCUGCCCUCAUCCCUUACCCUUCCUUUCUCCCUCUAAAACAAAAAAACAAAGAAACAAAAAAAUAAAAUAAAAAUAAAAAUAAAAAAAAAAACACAAAAACCCUACACUUACUUGAGGAAUUAGGUAGAUGAGGGAUGAUCACAUUGGAGUUUGGAAUUAAAAACACCAAAAAAAAAAAAAAA
This is a messenger RNA of Oryctolagus cuniculus (rabbit), 3543 nucleotides long. It is a transcript of the gene FAM222B, whose product is annotated as family with sequence similarity 222 member B. Lineage: Eukaryota; Metazoa; Chordata; Mammalia; Lagomorpha; Leporidae. The record is from RefSeq and is a predicted model, not a curated record.